Molecule: messenger RNA, 705 nt
Organism: Fusarium proliferatum ET1
Lineage: Eukaryota; Fungi; Ascomycota; Sordariomycetes; Hypocreales; Nectriaceae
Product: putative chitosanase precursor
Exons: 3
Coding region: 1-705 (234 amino acids)
Molecular function (GO): chitosanase activity
Source: RefSeq, a predicted model, not a curated record
AUGCAUUCUUGUUCAUUUCUUACCGCCGUCACGCUGGGCACAGCAGCUUCUGCCUACCAGCUGCCUCAGAACCUGAAGUCAAUUUACGAUAAUCAUAAGGCUGGCUCGUGUUCCAGCCGCCUUUCCGACAGGUUCCCUGAGGGUGCUAGAUACUGCGGCGAUAUAUCAGGAGCUAUCUACCUCAAGGGCUCCAAUGGAAACUACGAUAACAUGGAUAUUGACUGUGAUGGAGCGAAUAACCAUGCAGGUGCUUGCUCAAAUGAUCCCUCCGGACAGGGGGAGACUGCCUUCAAGGACACUGUCAAGAAUUACGGUAUUCCUGACUUGGAUGCCAAUGUCCAUCCCUACGUGGUCUUUGGCAAUGAUGGAGCCUCGCCAUCAUUUGACCCCCAGCAGCACGGUAUUAAGCCACUGAGUGUCAUGGCCGUUGUUUGCAAUGGCGAACACUACGGCAUCUGGGGAGAUACUAACGGUGGCACCUCUACUGGCGAAGCUUCGAUUUCUCUCGCCGAGCUUUGCUUUCCUAACCAGGGUCUCAAUGGAGACAAUGGCCAUGGUGAGAAGGAUGUUCUAUAUAUCGCCUUUAAAGGUGACGAGGCUGUUCCUGGAAAGAAUGGUGCUGAUUGGAAGGCUGCGAGCCGUGCUGAUUUCUCCAAGAGUAUAAGGACUUUGGGAGAUAAGCUGGUUGCUAAGCUGCAGGGCUAG